AUGAAUGACUUUGCGUCUUUUGAAAAAACUAUUGUCCGCGAACUGUCGUGUCGCUUGUGUUUAUGUAACGAUGUUGCCCAAUUAAAACCACUCAGCGCUGAAAUGAAGAGAAAAAUAAAGAGAUUGUUUGAUAUUGUUAUACGAACUGAUGAUAACCUUCCAAAGGCAAUAUGCCACGAAUGUCUUCAGCAAGUUGGGGCUUUGCAUCUUUAUGCUGUCAACGUAGAAAAAACACAAAAGUUUUUAAAUUUUCAUAGUAUAAAAGAUAACAACAAUAUCAAUAAAGAUAAUCGAAAUUUGACUGACAAAAAGAUGCACCCUAUCGUCGCAUCUCUGUCAGAACACAAGACAUUCAAUACAAAAUCAAAAAUAGGAAAAGAACCGGUUUCUCCUCCUCCAAAAUCGCCACCAACAGAACUUCACCAAGGAGACGCAAAAGCAUGCAAAAAACACCAAAAAAAGAAAUCACCAUCCGAUUUAAAAUUUUUAGAAGCAAUGCCACUAGAAGAGUUUUCAAAAACUGAAAGCGUAGAUAGGUUACUUCUUAACAGUGCAUCGUCCCCUAUAGAACCAAAGGCACCAACGAUAGAGAAAAAUAAAAACAAUAUCGAAACUAAUAACUUUUCAAACGAAGUAUUGGAUAAUAUCAUAUUAAUAGACGGUCGCCCGGUAAAGCAAGGAGCCGAUUUAGACAAGCAAAUAACUUUAUUUUAUAAAAUGGAAUGCUGCAUUUGCCACGAGAUAGGAUUUCACUUUCGAUCUUUAAUGAAGCACUAUAAAGAAAGGCACGGAGUUCCAGGAUAUUUAACGUGCUGUGACAAAAAAUUUCACUACUUCUAUCCAAAAAAGAUCAUUGAACAUAUGGCUUAUCAUUUACAGCCAAAUAUUUUUAAAUGUCACAGCUGCCAUCAAAAUUUCCAAACAUCACAACAGUUGAUUGAACAUCAAAGUAAUGGGGGCAGAUCAGAAGGCAAGAUUACCUGUCCGCGCUGUUCCGAUCGCUAUCCGACUUACCAGGAAUUAGGGUGGCACAUAAUAAUACAUCGAACGGACAAAUUUCAGUGUGAUUAUUGCGGAAAAUUGUUAAAACAUCAUCAUCGAAAGAAAACUGUAAAUCACAUGGAAGAUGUAAUACUCUGCUCGCAGUGUAUUCGAACAUUGAAAAACAUUGAAAAACAAGAAAAAGAAUUCAAAGAAAAAGUAAAAGGCAGAAGCAAUGACACGCUUUCUCUACAAAAGUAUCAAAAAUUUCGACAAGCAAUGGGAUUGUCUGCAGAUGAUAACGAUUCGUCAGAUUAAAAAAAACAAACCUUAGGAAAGAAAAUCAU
This is a messenger RNA of Nymphalis io (European peacock), 1328 nucleotides long. RefSeq lists its product as uncharacterized. Gene Ontology annotation, molecular function: zinc ion binding. Gene Ontology annotation, cellular component: nucleus. The transcript is spliced from 5 exons. NCBI's taxonomy places the organism in Eukaryota, Metazoa, Arthropoda, Insecta, Lepidoptera, Nymphalidae. Bases 1 to 1299 code for a protein of 432 amino acids. The record is from RefSeq and is a predicted model, not a curated record.